Molecule: messenger RNA, 7717 nt
Organism: Diceros bicornis minor
Lineage: Eukaryota; Metazoa; Chordata; Mammalia; Perissodactyla; Rhinocerotidae
Gene: CCDC187
Product: coiled-coil domain containing 187
Exons: 29
Coding region: 1-7185 (2394 amino acids)
Biological process (GO): microtubule anchoring
Cellular component (GO): centrosome
Molecular function (GO): microtubule binding
Source: RefSeq, a predicted model, not a curated record
AUGAAUGUCCUGAAGGUUUCCAUCGCAGGCCGGGGACCGGGACAGGCCAACACCUGGAGUGGAGCGGUGGCCGGCCCGCUGGCUCCUGGUGACUGUGAGCUACCCCGGCUCCACCCUCGCUCCCCGCCCCUCGGCCGUGUCAACCCUGCCGGCCUGCAGGAGAUGAUCCAGCCCCGCCCUAAAGAUAGCCAGAGGCACUGCCCCCUCUCCCUCGGGGGCCGGGGAGACCAGGGAAGGCCAGCGCCAAGCCCAGGCGGGCUCCGUCCACCUGCGGCCACGGAUGACCUCAUGGCUGCCCUGAGAGGACCCGGGCCCUCCCAGCAGCCAGGCGCCCCACGGGGAGCUCCCCCCGUGGCCUGGUCUGACUAUACCGAGGAGCCGGCCCCCCGGGGGAAGGCCUGCAGCCACCCGCUGUGGUCAGCAGGUGAGGAGGCCAAGGACGGGGCCAGCUCAGUGUCAUCUGGCCGCCUCUCUGGCUCCUCAGGGGGCCACCAGUCGUGUGCACCUCCCCAUGGGCCCUGGAAGGAGAGGCCCCCCCAGGUGCCAGGGCCCCGGCGGCAGCCCAGGGAGAGCAACCCACGGCUAGAGCAGCUGAGGGACAAGAUCCGGGCCCAGGUGCGGGGGCAGGCAAGCUGUGCCUCCCUGGGCAGCUGGACCCCCUCCAGUGCCUCACGGCUCUACAAAGGCUCCACGCCAGCCCCCCGGAGGAAGGCCCGAAAGCUGAUGAACCCCCCUCCAGCCCCGGCCUGCCCAGUGCUCCCUCGUUAUCACUCUGCUCCAGGCUUAGGCGUCCUGAGUGCAACUGAGCACAGAGUCAAAGACAAGGCCAUCCCUGGCCAGGACCGUGAGCCCUCCAGAGUCUCCCAGAGCCAGGCUUCAGUUCCACGGGAAAAAACCAGAAGGAUGAAAGGUAGUUCUUGCAAAAGAGAGAAGGCCCCCAAGUCUCCCACCCCUAGAAGAGCCGCCAAAGACAAAGUCUGCUGCUACACGAGUGUUGCCGUGUCUGAAACGGUCCAUGAAGGCAGGCGGCCCGGAAUGUGUGUGGUUGAAGACAUGUCUGCUUUUCUGUUACACGGCAUUGCUUACCGAGUGUUCCUGUUUGCUGCCUUCAGCAGCGGGGAGUCUGGUCGAGGGCUGGCUGAGGGUGCAGCUCUGCCCCAGAGGGGCCUGGAUACUAGGGAUGUCACCCCGAGCCCCCCAGGAGCAUGUGAAUUGGUCUCCUGGGGCUCCAUGAGGUGCCAACCUCCUCAUCUGGGCUGGCGUUCGGAGAGCCCUGGACUCCCAGCUCUUGGGUGUGUUUUCUCUGUUCAAGACUCUGAGUUGGUUGGUGUUUCCGCCUGGAGAAAAGGACCAGCCCUGGUGAGGGUGCUGCUCGGGCCCCCUCCCGUCAUCCCCAGGCUCCAGAGCAAGGCGCCCUCGGGAGACCCGGCCCCCGCCGCAGAAUUAGGAGAUAGCAAGACAGUACGAGCUGCUGAGAGCUCCCCUCUCCUCCCCCGCGCACCCAGUCCAGCCUCUGUCUGCAGUGGCCCGCAGGUGACUGUCAACACGCCCAACCUGCCUUCCUGCCAUCAGCCCAUGACCAUCCACACUGCUACGGCCAUCCUUCGAGACCUCCGCCAGCAACUGCAGGUUGGGCUGGAGUUGGCCCGGGACCACCACCCCAGGGCCGGGCUGGAGCUCGGGCCCUCAAAGCUGCGGCUGAAGGACCUGGCUGGGAGGAGGCAGCAGGGCCCCUGGAGCACUCCAGCCGUGCAGGGCUCCUUCUCGAAGAGUCCUUGGGCCACAGUAGGGGGGCAGCCCUCCUUCCAGAGGGCUGGGAGCUUCCCUACCGGGCAGCGCUGGAGCGCCCCGGCCCGGCAGGCCUCCUGUCCACAGAGGGCCUGGGCGGCCCAAGGACGGGACCUCUCCUUCCAGCGGCCUGGGAGCCCCUCUGAAAGAUUGGGCCCCUUCCCGCAGCGGCCGUGGAGCGCCUCGGCCCGGCAGGCCUCCUGUCCCCAGAGGGCCUGGGCCACUCGUGAAUACUGGGAGGCCGCUGCCCGAGGACCACGGAGCCUUCUGGAAAGGGCAAGCCCUCCCGCCCAGUGGCCCUGGAGCGCUUCCUUCACACAGAGGACCGGCACCCCCUGCAAAGGCCGGGGCUCCCUCCUGCCGCCCUCGGGAGCGAAGCUUGCCUGGCUGCCUGCCCGCAGUGCCUCUCGGAACACACCCGGGAAGGAGAACGAGGGGCGGGCACCGCUGCCCUGCCCGAAGCCCCGGGGGCCCCUGGGCCACCCCUACAGCUCCGAGUCCUUGAGGGACUUCAUGCGCCAGAAGACGCGGGCCAGGCGGCAGCAGGCCCUGCAGGAGAAGGCCUCGGCUGUGCGGGCGCUGGAGCAGAGGAGGCAGAGGCUGCAGGCGGUCUACAGGAAGCAGCGGGAGGCCGUCCUGCGCAAAGCCGUCCCUGUGGUCUCCCAGACGACCCCUGGCAUCGUGACCUUUGUCCCGCAUGCUGCACAGUCCAGGGCCCUGGAAGCCCCUGGGAGCCUGCGGUCGCCCGUGCUGGAGUGGAGCAAGGUGACCUCUGGCAUGGUGCUGGGGGACCAGGAGGCCCCGGGCAGCUUCUGCCUGUGUUUGAACAGAGCCCUGCACCACGCUGAGACUCUGGGGACGGGAGGCCCCCAAAAUGGCUGGGGUGGUGGCCCCCUGCUGAUGGGCCCCCUGAAGCUCCAGGACCUGACCACCCGCUACCCGCGCCCGGAGCUGUGCAUCUACCUGGACCCCGAGGAGGCCGAGCGCCUCGGCACGCCGGGCCCCCUGCACUUCCGGUACAAGCAGGCCCGGCUGCAGGCCCUGGAGACCAUGGCCAACGUCCUGAAGCAGCGGAUCGACAUCCUGACCGCGAAGCUGCAGGAGUCCGAGGCAGUGGGCACCCUCGGGGACCCGGUCUCAGACCUGCCACCCUCCUGCCCCAGCACCGAGCCUGCUGCCCCCACGCCCGCAGCCCCAGCCUGCCCUGGAGACUGGAUGCCCAGCGGGGGCAGGGGGGCGCCCCGGGACUGGGAGGACAUGCAGGCCAGGCCGCUUCUCUCUCCCACCCGCCUCCCGGACGACGAGACGCUGCCGUGGAGCCCUGGCUGGGAGUGGCAGCAGAGCGGGAGCCUGAGGGGCCACCAAGCCAGCAAGCCCCAAGGUUUCAUGGAGGACGGGCAUUCGGAGCUGGACAAGAGGCUGGCGAGAAACGCGGCAUCCUGCCAGACCCUCGGCUCCUUCACAGGGAGCUCACGAGGAGUGCCAGCCACACUGGACCCCACCUGCGGCUCCCUGCGGCCGGAGAUGCCAUGGGCCAGAGGGGCGGGCUUGGUCACGCCCUGGACUGUCCGGAGCUGCGGUCAGUGGGAGCCUGGCGGGCUGCGUUCGGGUCACCUGGCUGCCAUCCAGCAGAAGUCUCUGAGCUUCCUCGAGUCACUGAAGCUGGCCCAGCAGAAGCAGGAGCGGGCACUGGCCCUUCUGCGGCAGCGCACAGAGCUGGAGGUCUGGGAGACGCAGAAGGCCCUGGACGAGCUGCUGUUCAGACGCCAGCUGCAGCGGCUCAUGGAGAAACACUCCACCCGGGCCAGGUCCAAAACGGCUUCAGAGCCUGAGCGGCUGCAGGUGUGUGGGAACCCGGAGCUGAUGACCUCUCGGAGCACCGUGACAGCCAGACCCAGAUCACACCCACCCCUGGGCGGAGACACUGCUGUGCCCUCCCCAGGUCCCCAGGAAGGACAAGAGAGUCAGGCGGAGGGAUCAGCUUCUGCAGGUGAGAGUGGCCUGAAAACACCCACACACCAGGCGCUUAACCCCGUGCCUGCCGGGAGGCAGAGUGCCUUCCCUGCAUGGACCCCGAGGGGGCAACUGAGUCAGGCUCACAACGGAGAGGCCCAGAAGGGCGCCUCAGCUCCUCCAGCCCGCUCCCAGCAGACCUCCAGGGUGGCCGUCACCAUCCCCCCGAAGCCCUGGUGCUUUCUGUCCUCAGAGCCCGUGCAGGAAGGGAGGCCAGACCAAGCCCCUGCCCAGGUGCCCCUGGCCAGGCUCCACCCUUGGGACAACUCCACCCACCAGACGCUCGAGCAGAGCCUGCGGGAGAAGGAGCUGCGCGCGCAGCACCAGGCCAGGCUGCUGCGCCUGCGCGAGAAGGCGCUCGAGGAGAAGAUGCGCGCCGAGCUGGCCUGGCUGGAGCAUCAGCGAGGGUGUCUGGGCAGCAAAGGGGAUGACGCUGCGCUGGUGGCCUUGGUGGAGAAGCAACAGCAGGCCCUCAGCACCCUUGAGCAGGAGCAGAGGGAAAUCCAGUACCUGAGGGACGUUCACUUGUUCUUGCACCAGGAGAGGAAACUGCUCCUGCGGCAUCAGAGGGAUCUCCUCUCCACGCAGGGGUCCGUGGCUUCCCUGCAGCAGGAGCUUCCGGCCCGGACCAGGCCACCUCGGAGCUCCAGCCCUGAAGUCGAGGCUGCCCGGGCAGAGGGCUCUGAGACAAGCCAGCAGCUGGAGGGGCCUGCGCAGGGCUCCUCGUGCCCCCCGACACCACACAGGACUGGCAGCCCCACGAGCCACGCCCCACGGGGAAGUCCCGAGAGCCCACGAGGCCCACACCUUCUCACUGGGCAGCAGGACGGGACACCCCCCUGGGCAACUUUGGCAGCAGACUGUCACCUACAGCCUCCGAGGCCGGCAUGGGGAGAGGACACUCCCAAGGCUGGCAGCUGGUCUGACGCUGGAGGCGGGCUGGUGGAGAGCCACAGCCAUAUGGGCCAAGAGCCUGGGGAGCAGCCUUGUGUCCCCCUACCCAGCCUUCAGCAGGCGACCUCCCUGGAUGUUGGACGGCCCCUCGGCCCAGCCUCACCUACGCAGAUGGGCGAGGUGGAGGGGUGUGUCUCUGCAGCUCAGCUCUGGUUCCAGCAGGCGAAGGAGCCGCCCCCGGAUAAGUCCCCUGGGAACGGAGACCCCCAGACCAACCCCAGCCCCUCGUCAGCAGAGGAGAAGACCUGGCUUCUGAUGGAAAGCCAUGCACGGAGCUUCCAGGGCCGGAGCCCCCACUCCCUGGCCGGAGAGGGUCCCUGCAGCCCCCGGGAAGCCAGCUGUUUCCAGCAGGUGGUUGGAGGCAGCACGAGCCAAGCGGGGUCGGAAUUGGGGCUGGGUUUUGCCAGCAGCCCCACAGGGGAGCCCCACGAGACGGAAAGCUGGUCAGGGGAGCGGAGGAUAGAGACCUGUUGGCAGGAGGACCCCCACGACCCCUUCUCCUGGCAGGAAGCUGCCCAGCUGACCGCCUCUCCAGCUCCUGCAGCAGCUGAGGAGAUGGCACCAUGCGCCCAGCACGAGGGCAGCCCCCUGCCCUGGCUCACAGCCCCCUUGGACCUGGGCUCCGCGUCCGAGUCUGCUCCCGGGACCUGCUCAGGGUCUUCGGCCUCGUCCUCUGGGAGCGGCCUGUCGCGUCCCUCUCUCCAGGAGUUUCAGAAAGCCUCUGCCAUCCUGGUCCAGCUUUCCCAGAGCUCCAUCUCCCUGUCGGACUGGGAAGCCGGGGACACCCCAGAUGCAGACCGUGGCUGGUCUGGGGAGUUAUCUGCGGGAGACUCCUGGGUGUUCCACCAGGGCGGAGGGCAGGUGACCUGGGAGAGGCUGGAGGGCAGCAGGGCCGGUCCCCUGUGCAGCUCCUCGCCUGUGUCAGGAGGCCCAGAACCAGUGCGAGGCCUUCUGCAGGCAGGCUGGCCACUGCCUCUCCCCGAUGCCCCCUCUCCGAGGUCAGGGUCGGAGCUGUCAGCGGCGUCCAGCGAGGUCUGGGACGAAGAGAACCUGCCAGAGCCUGGCGCUGGUGCCGAGAUAGCCUCAGGGUGCUCCUUGCCUGCAGGAGGCUCCUCCGACCUGGAAAGCAGCGAGGCACCUGGAGGGGCACUUCCUUCCUUGGGCCCUGGGGAGGGGCAGGAAGCUUCUGGAACCAGUGGGAGCCUGACCAGUGGAUCGAAUACAGGAAAAGCCAAGUGGACGUCCCCUAAGGCUGCCUGCAUGGCAUUUCCAUCCCAAACCUCUUCCUCCAGUGACUUAGACCCUUCCCUUUCCAUUCCCUUGAGGACCUUGGCAUCUGAAGGGGUGGAUUUCAGCAAAGGAGGAGAGACUGGGCCUCCGCAGGCCUUGGCUGGCUGCCCAGAGGGGCCCCAGGAUGCUGACCUGAGUUCAUCCACCGACAGGAAACCUCUACAGGCCUCACCUGAGCCUGAGGUCCCUGUGAGCCCGCAGGCUCCUCCUGGGGACCCCAGUGGGCUGGCAGCUCCAGCAGCUAAGAGCCGGGUGCCUGGGUGUGGGGGCAGCGGAAGCCCCUCUGUCCCGGAGGAAGCCCACUCCCCCCUGGCUGGCUGUGUCUUGCCUGAGAUCCUGUCCCCUGUCAAUGAGGUGCUGUCCUGUGGCAGUGCCACCCUCUCUUCCUCCACCCACUGGGACGCCCACCUCCCUCCCCUGCCUCACAUCUUCCCAGCAGACAGUGAGGCCGACGCCGACAGCCUCCACUCAGAGGACUUCCCUGCCCCGCCCGAAGACGCCACAUGUCCAGGGGGCUGGCUGGGCCCCCAGGGGGAGGACGCCUCCCUCAACGCUGGCAAGUUGCCCUCCUUGUCCGGGGAGGGCCUGCCCGAGGCACUGUCCCCGGGGCCCCAGGAGUCGAGGCUCUGCCUGGGGGCAGCUGGACAGGGCAGAAGCCUUGGGGAUGAAUUGGGUAAAUCAUGUUCUGUUGUGGGGGACCAGGCUGUGGGCGGCCAGUGGUCUGAGCCGGUCAGCUGGCCAGGAUCCUCCAUGUGCAGGGGGACAGGCGAUGCCCCAGGGGGACUCCCAAGGCUGUCAGCGCAGUCCCCAACCCUGUCCAGAGUGGCCUGGAUGGUGGGGGAGGGGCUGCCAAUGCUGUUGGCGGCAGGUGACACAGGGCUGUCUGGCACUGGGCAGGGGGACCCUGCUCCCUCUUUGGGUGCAGGCCUCUGCGUGGAUCUCCUGGGUGUGGAGAGAGCCGAGGUGGUGGAUUUGGUCUCCACCCAGCUCACCAGAAGGAUCCUGUGCGAUUCACUAGCUGUGCUGUCAGAGCUGGCCCAGCCGGGCAGCCCACUGACAGAGGAGCUGGCGGGUGCCAGCCGUGUUCCCGAGGCUCACACAGCAGCCACUGGGCAGUCUUGGGGAAGACAGGACUUCUGAGGAGAUGGUGGAGGGCCUACGGUGAUGCACAGACCUGUGUCAUCGUCUGAGAUAUCGUUGUAGGAUUGUGCGUGCGUGCGUGCUGGAGGCUUUGGGAAGCCUGGACUUGGCCAGGGCAGAGCAGCUGUGCGGAAUCGCCACCCCGAGGCUGGCUGUGCAGGUGGUCAUCUGAUGCAGGGCCAAAGACUGGAUGGUGACCCCUUGCCAUCAACUGCAGAUGGGCUCCGUCUGUGUUUUUCUGGGCAUUGGGUUCACUGUUUCCAUCAGGGUCCUGAGGAGGUCCCUGAUAGACGAGACUAAGAGGCAGGAAGGUAUAGGGUUGUGUGGGGCGUGUCGGGAGGCUGGCUGGCCAAGAGAAGGUGUGGAGCUCAGGGACUUGAGGGAGAACAGUCCCGGGGAGCCGAGAGGGGGAGCCGCUCCCGAGGGCGAACUUGGCAGCGGGCCGCAGAGACCACUUGCCAGGACAGCUGCCAGUAACAAAGCCAAGAGAGGAAGAAAGAGCGGCUUUGGGGAGACACAGAAGCAAGGGGUU